Passer domesticus (house sparrow) is the source of this 495-nucleotide messenger RNA. Its product is annotated as zinc finger protein 22-like. Gene Ontology annotation, molecular function: RNA polymerase II cis-regulatory region sequence-specific DNA binding; DNA-binding transcription factor activity, RNA polymerase II-specific. Bases 1 to 495 code for a protein of 164 amino acids. The transcript has 2 exons. The record is from RefSeq and is a predicted model, not a curated record. Gene Ontology annotation, biological process: regulation of DNA-templated transcription. Lineage: Eukaryota; Metazoa; Chordata; Aves; Passeriformes; Passeridae.
AUGGAGGAGAAGGCUGCGAGGAAGAGGAAGAUGCCCCGAGACACUCAGGCAGAUGAGGAGGAACUUCCUGAUGGGGAUAAGCCCCACAAGUGCUUGGAGUGUGGGAAGAGCUUCAGGCGGAGCAGCACGCUGAUCAGCCACCAGAUGAUCCACAGUGGGGAAUGGGCCUACGAGUGUGGGGAGUGUGGGAAGGGCUUCAGCUGCAGCUCAAAACUUGUCAGGCAUCAACGCAUCCACACUGGGGAGAGGCCCUACGAGUGUCCUGAGUGCCAGAAGAGGUUUCACGCCCGCUCCAAUCUCCUCCAGCACCAGCGGAUUCACACAGAUGAGAGGCCCUUACGCUGCUCUGACUGCGGGAAGGGCUUCAACCGCAACUCCCACCUUGUCACCCACCGGUGUAUCCACACUGGGGAGAGGCCCUACGAGUGUCCCCAGUGUGGGAAGAGCUACAGACAGAGCUCUCAUUUGACCAGACACCAACACAGUCACCAGUAA